This is a messenger RNA of Gadus morhua (Atlantic cod), 3640 nucleotides long. It is a transcript of the gene akt1, whose product is annotated as v-akt murine thymoma viral oncogene homolog 1. The transcript has 14 exons. The record is from RefSeq and is a predicted model, not a curated record. Gene Ontology annotation, biological process: protein phosphorylation. NCBI's taxonomy places the organism in Eukaryota, Metazoa, Chordata, Actinopteri, Gadiformes, Gadidae. Bases 363 to 1784 code for a protein of 473 amino acids. Gene Ontology annotation, molecular function: ATP binding; protein serine/threonine kinase activity.
ACGUUUUUUUGUGCUACAGAAGCAUUGCAGACAGGACGUUUGGGAGGUGUAGUGGAAGAAAGGCAAGAGAAACGGAGUAAAUGAAAGCACUUUUGUCCAGAUUAUUGAAGGACUCAUCAACUAAAUAAAUCGCCGAAACAGCUUACUAUAAUGAAACGGACACACUGUUGACUUCCUGUCCAGGUAGCCAGCAGGUGUUGAGAUAUCCUUCAGCGCCAGGAUCUCGGUCUCCAGUCUCCAGGAGGAUCAGAGCGGAGGAGACUUUGCUGCUGUCUGAGGAGGAGGAGGAGGAGGAGGAGAGGGAGGGGGCGAGCGAGCGAGGCCGCGUCCAGAGCCCUGGAUCCACCGCCCUGCCCGCCAUCAUGGCCGACGCGGUGAUCGUCAAGGAGGGAUGGCUGCAUAAACGAGGAGAGUACAUUAAGACCUGGAGGCCGAGGUAUUUUCUCCUCAAGAGCGACGGUACAUUCAUCGGCUACAAAGAGCGACCGCAGGAUGUGGACCAGCUGGAGACCCCCUUAAAUAACUUCUCUGUCGCACAGUGCCAGCUGAUGAAGACAGAGAGACCCAAGCCCAACACAUUCAUCAUCCGCUGCCUGCAGUGGACCACUGUCAUCGAGCGCACCUUCCACGUGGAGACCCCCGAGGAGCGGGAGGAGUGGACCAAAGCCAUCCAGACGGUGGCCGUGGGGCUGCAGAAACAAGAGGAGGAGAUGAUGGACUCCUCCCCCGACCCCAUGGACAUGGAGGCCUACCUGACCAAACCCAGACAGAAAGUGACGAUGCACGACUUUGAAUACCUCAAACUCCUGGGAAAAGGUACCUUCGGCAAAGUCAUCCUGGUGAAGGAGAAGGCCACGGGACGCUACUACGCCAUGAAGAUCCUGAAGAAGGAGGUGAUCGUGGCCAAGGAUGAAGUUGCUCACACACUAACGGAGAACCGAGUGCUCCAGAAUUCCAAGCAUCCGUUCUUGACGGGCCUGAAGUACUCGUUCCAGACCCAUGACCGGCUGUGCUUUGUGAUGGAGUAUGCCAACGGCGGCGAGCUGUUCUUCCACCUAUCCAGGGACCGCGUGUUCUCAGAGGAGCGGGCACGGUUCUACGGCGCCGAGAUAGUGUCCGCCCUGGACUACCUGCACGCCGAGAGGAACGUGGUCUAUCGGGACCUGAAGCUGGAAAAUCUCAUGCUGGACAAAGACGGACACAUCAAGAUCACGGACUUCGGUCUGUGUAAGGAAGGCAUCAUCGAUGGCGCCACCAUGAAGACCUUCUGCGGGACACCCGAGUACCUGGCCCCCGAGGUGCUGGAGGACAACGACUACGGCCGGGCGGUGGACUGGUGGGGCCUGGGCGUGGUCAUGUACGAGAUGAUGUGCGGCCGGCUGCCCUUCUACAACCAGGACCACGAGAAGCUGUUUGAGCUCAUCCUCAUGGAGGACAUCCGCUUCCCCCGCACGCUGGGCCCCGAGAGCCGCUCCCUGCUCUCCGGCCUGCUGAAGAAGGACCCCAAGCAGAGGUUAGGCGGAGGGCAUGACGACGCCAAGGAGAUCAUGCAGCACAAGUUCUUUGCUGGCAUCGAGUGGCAAGACGUCUACGAGAAGAAGCUGGUGCCGCCCUUUAAGCCCCAGGUGACCUCGGAGACGGACACCCGCUACUUUGACGAGGAGUUCACAGCACAGACCAUCACCAUCACACCGCCCGGGCAAGAUGACUGUAUGGAGUCCUUCGACAGCGAGCGGAGACCCCAUUUCCCCCAGUUCUCGUACUCGGCCAGCGGGACAGCCUGAUCCACUCUGAAUACACUCCUCUGGUCCUCCACCAACUCCCCCCCCCCCCCCCACCCGCAGCCCAGCCCCCAGCCCCCUCCACCCCCCCCCAGCUGACUGCACACUCAAAAGACUGGGGCCUCCCACCCUCUCCUGUCCCUUUCCCUCAGGCGCAGACCUGGGACAUUACAAUCUCCGUGUCAUGCUAUGCAGGAAGGUGGGAACAUUUUGACAAAACGAAAAGGAAACUGUGGUUUUGUGUGGCCUUUUCGAAGAGUACCCAUGGCAACCAGCGUUUACACUACCCUCCCACCCCAUGUUCGCUGUCGUUGCCCUUAUAUCGCUCUGACAUCCAAAUGAGAUAAUGAUUGGGGAAAUGGCAUGUAUAUUAUGCACACAUUUUGGCCCAUGUGGUGGAUUUUUAAAGGGUAUUUUUGUAUAGAAUUUGCCUAUUUUUUAUGGGAAAUAGGCAUAAUGUCAACCAUGCCUGAACUUUGAUUGUGUUGUCUGUGGGGGGUUGAUGAUCUGGUUACAAAUUCCUGAAGAAAAAAACGGAUCAAUUACUAUUCAAACGAAAAACGUUAAUCCAACGUAUAAAAAGUUGCCCUUUCUGCAUAAUGAAUCGUAAGAAGUUGACACUCGUAUGUUCAGCUCAUCUUCUGGAAACAGUAUUUAUUACUAUUAUUUUACUACCAUAUUUGGUCAUACUUUAAAGGGCUGACCGGUCUUACUCCCACUAUGAUAUCCCGUAAUUACUUUGAUGAAACCGCUGAUGUAAGGAAUGGUAGAAAAGGCAUUGAAUGCAAAGCAUUGAAUGAGUAGAACUGGGUGAUCUGGAGAGAUUGACUGCGAUUGAGUUCAAUUAGAGAUGUUUGCACAUUGCGGUCACUGAUACACCCCUGGUUACCUGUUAAGACUCACAAAAAUAUAAUUCCUCAUUCCUUUCUGUACAAAUGCUGUGUGACAAACCCUUCCUGGUUUUGACUUUGAACUGGCCAGUCAGGUGUAGCCAUGGCUGACCAAUCAGAGCCUCUCUUCUCUCCCCUUGGUUUUUAGAGCCCCUUCUUCCUCCUUUUAAGUACAGUAUUGGGUGUUUUCCUCCCAGUGCACUUAACUGCUGCCUCAAUGAGGUCACUUUAACACAACACAAAAAAGAGAUCUUGAAAAGACGAACCGCCGUGUGGGAGCUUGGGGGGGGGAGGAGUAAUCAUUGAUGUAAUACGAAGGGGGACUUUCAUUCCCUCCCAGGGUUAUUUAAACGAGACCAGCGUCUACUAAAACCAGCUUGACUGUGCCAAUGAUAUGCACUUUGCAGCCCAAAAGAUGAUUGUAUUUGGAUUUGUAUUUGUAUUAAAUUAGCGUUUAUUUUUUAUUGUCAACUGAAAAUUGUGAAUAGAUAUAAAAAAGAGUUAAAUGUUUCAAUCAUUAUUCCCCCUAUACAGACGGUUGAACGUUGGAAACUGCAAAAAAAAACUAAAGGAAAGUUAGGAAAAAUGUUUGUAACUUCAAUACUUCAAGUUUUCUUCCUGUUUGUUUUAUAAUAUGACUGAUAAUCAUUAUUCAAAAGUGCAUCAUACGUCAUUGAAUGUAAUGGUUUUUAUUAUAUCGUUUUCACUUCUAUUGUUUUAAAACCUUUUUGCUCUUUAUUUUUUUUAUCUGAUUGUUACUUUCUCUUGUGCUCUCUUCCCCUGUACUGGCCCCCCCUCUGAGAAUAGGGAAAUGCGUUUUAUACUCUUUUUAUUUUUUAUCUCAACUUUUGUUUUGUACCUGCCCUACCCCUAUUUCUGAGAUUGAGGAAACCAGAUUUGGUUAAAUAAUAUAAACUUUGUACACUGUUUUGGUCUUUUAAAUUGAUGAAAUAAAAGGUCUUAACAGAU